GCCUGGGCAACAGAGUGAGGCUCCGUCACAAAAAAAAAAAAAAAAACAAAAGGAAGGAAGGAGCAAGCAAAUAUGGUAAAAUGUUAACCACUGGUUAAUCUAAGUGAAAGUUAUAUUCAUUGUCCUAUUCUUGUAACUUUUAGAUAGAUUUGAAAUUUUUGAAGUAAAAAAUUGAAAAAAUGUCUAGGUAAGAAAAGUGAGCCUCCGAAAUGGAUGUACUCUUUUUUUUUUUUUUGGUGUGGGGGAAGGAGGUAGCGGAGAAUGGGGGUAGGAAUUCAGCACAGUGGCCAGGAGCAGGUGUGGGAAGGACCUGGCCUGCUUAGGCACCUGUGGACUGAUUUUAAAGAACUCCCAUAGGUGCCGCCCACACCCAAGGGCAGAGAUUCUGAAACACUUCUUCCCACAACAGUGCUUUCCCUGUCCUCAGGUUAGACUUCGGAGGGACAGGUCAGCCACCCUGAUGGCUCACUUCAAAUGCACAGCCCACCCUGGCCCUCUCCAACGGCUUGCAUUGUCUGCCCACAUCAAGAUCCCUCCAAUCUAAAUCUGGAGGAUCACCUGGAUUGCAUGUGGUGUGAGCAUGUCACAAUUGUCUCCCGAUGACCGUAUCCAUCAGCACCAUCACAUUUUCUAACUAAAACUGUAUGUUUUAUCAGAAGUCAAACUGGCUGGGCACGGUGGCUCAUGCCUAUAAUCCCAUCACUUUAGGAGAUCAAGGUGAGUGGAUCACCUGAGGUCAGGAGUUCAAGACCAGCCUGGCUAACAUGGUGAAACCCUGUCUCUACUAAAAAUACAAAAAUUAGUCAGGCAUGGUGGUGUGCACCUGUAAUCCCAGCUACUCAGGGGGCUGAGGCAGGAGAAUUGCUUGAAGCCAGGAGGUGGAGGUUGCCGUAAGCCGAGAUCGUGCCAUUGUACUCCAGCCUGCGCAACAAGAGCAAAACUCCAUCUCCAAAAAAAAAAAAAAACAAAAAAAAAGUCAAGCUGUAUAUAUUUUUCCAAAAAACUGUUCCUGUCUUCCCCUAUUAAAACACCUAACGAAGCUUCCUAUGUGACAGAUUUAAUUACCAAAAACUUAAUCAAAAAUUAUUCUGUUCAUUUAUUCAAUAACUAUUUCCUAAACAUCUAAUACAUGCCAGGCAAUCUUCCAGCGGCAAAAGAAAGGAAAGACCUUGCUCAACAUAAUAAUGCAAGCUAGUAAAAAAUUCCUGAUAUUUGAGUUAAUGAAUAUAAGUACUCAUGCCACCAACUACAUGCAAGCUGUGAUAAAUUACUUUAAAAGAUCACCACGAGAGGGCACUCCUACAAUUCUUUUAUGUGACUACUGUCAAGAUUCCUGAACACAGAGUUGAGAGCCAAAUCUGAAACCUUAACAAAAGUGGAGGAGGAAAGGAAGCAAUCUGACCCCAAAUCCCACAGAACAAAAACAUAAAAUAGCAAUCUCUAAGUUUCCAGAAAUCUCAGUGACUCUGGGUAGCAGCAAGAGUGAGCAGGUGGUAAGCUUCUCAGGAAUCCAAGGCUCUGGCCCAAGCCGUCAACUCUGCACAUGAGGUGACCCAGGAAGCCAGCCAGGCAUCUCCCACUCCCCACGGUCUUGGUACCCCUCCCCCACAACCUGCAAAAAUCCACUCUCAUGACAGACUAAUCUGUCAGCAGGAGAGAAAAGCAACACUUCUCCCCUUUCCUGAAACACGUGCCGGGGUAGACCUCAUGACUCCUUGGGAUGCAGCUCCCAUCUUUUUCCCACUCAACAGUGAGCCCAAACAGCCAUUCUGAAUGUCCCCUGUCUCAUUCCCUCCCCAAGUGCAUCCCAGCUUCCACUGAUGGAGGGAGAAAGGCCAGGGAGGGAAUGUAGGGCCAGGUGAGAAGAUUCCAGCCCUAGAUCCAUGUCGGUGCUCUGGACUCCAAGAGAACAGUGUAAAUCUGCUCUUACCCACUGAGGGUGGAGGGGCAGGAAUGAGUGUCAGAGGAAUGGAGAGGAACAAACAAGCCCUCGUACCCAGGUGGGCCACAGUAGGGAGCCCUGGCAACUACAAUCCCACCUCUGGCCCAUGGCAGGCAGAGAGGCAUCAGCAGGGUGAGGUGAGAAAUCAUCAUCACUCGGCCGAAGGAUGGAGCACUGAAGCUGGGUUAAGUUUAGGGUGCUAGCACAUAGGAGGAGAAGGUAUACAUCACCUGUAACUGUAAAGAAUACUUCAAAGAUAUUUUACAGGAAUAUAAGCUUCAGAUAGGCUUUUUAAGAAAUAAGCCAUAAUCAAGCACGUAAAUCAAAAGAAUCUGCAAAGAAUCUGCUGUGGGUCAGACCUUAUUUCUAAGGUAAACAUUAAAAAUUCUCCCUUACUGGGCCGGGCAAGGUAGCUCACACCUGUAAUCCCAGCACUUUGGGAGGCCAAGAUGGGUGGAUCACCUGAGGUUAGGAGUUCGAGACCAGCCUGACCAAUAUGGAGAAACCCCGUUUCUACUAAAAAUACAAAAUUAGCUUGGCAUGGUGGCGUAUGCCUGUAAUCCCAGCUACUCAGGAGGCUGAGGCAGGAGAAUCGCUUGAAUCUGGGAGGUGGAGGUUGCGGUGACCCGAGAACACACCAUUGCACUCCAGCCUGGGCAACAAGAGUGAAACUCAUCUCAGAAAAAAAAAAAGAAGCUCUGGGUUGAAACCCGGGCGCCGCCAAGAUGCCGGCUCAUUACUCUUCUCUCAUGGAUCCUGACACCAAACUCAUCGGAAACAUAGCACUGUUACCUAUCAGAAGUCAAUUCAAAGGACCUGCCCCCAGAGAGACAAAAGAUACAGAUAUUGUGGAUGAAGCCAACUAUUACUUCAAGGCCAAUGUCUUCUUCAAAAACUAUGAAAUUAAGAAUGAAGCUGAUAGGACCUUGAUAUAUUUAACUCUCUAUAUUUCUGAAUGUCUGAAAAAACUCCAAAAGUGCAAUUCCAAAAGUCAAGGUGAGAAAGAAAUGUAUACACUGGGAAUCAUUAGUUUUCCCAUUCCUGGAGAGCCUGGUUUUCCACUUCACGCAAUUUAUACCAAACCUGCAAACAAACAGGAAGAUGAAGUGAUGAGAGCCUAUUUACAACAGCUAAGGCAAGAGACUGGACUGAGACUUUGUGAGGAAGUUUUCGACCCUAAGAAUGAUAAACCCAGCACGUGGUGGACUUGCUUUGUGAAGAGACAGUUCAUGAACAAGAGUCUUUCAGGACCUGGACAGCGAAGGGAGCCCGGGCAGCCGCCAUCUCCAGAGCCCUGGGCAGCAUUUUCCAGCAAGAUGUACACAAUCUUUUGCCUUUAUUCGUAACGUUUUAUAUAGAAGAGAGAAGAGCAUGUCUUUACUUGAAAAACUCUUGAUCAAGAAUUUGGGUGGGAGA
This is a messenger RNA of Pan troglodytes (chimpanzee), 3358 nucleotides long. RefSeq names its product actin-related protein 2/3 complex subunit 3-like. Gene Ontology annotation, cellular component: Arp2/3 protein complex; cytoskeleton. Gene Ontology annotation, biological process: regulation of actin filament polymerization; Arp2/3 complex-mediated actin nucleation. The coding region runs from base 2668 to 3288 and encodes 206 amino acids. Lineage: Eukaryota; Metazoa; Chordata; Mammalia; Primates; Hominidae. The record is from RefSeq and is a predicted model, not a curated record. The transcript has a single exon.